This is a messenger RNA of Protopolystoma xenopodis, 348 nucleotides long. The record is from the annotation of a GenBank genome assembly. NCBI's taxonomy places the organism in Eukaryota, Metazoa, Platyhelminthes, Monogenea, Polystomatidea, Polystomatidae.
AUGCCUCCGAGUGCAGCGGAAAAGACUUGUGGCUCUGGGCCUUCUGAUCAGAUUCGUAAUGGCCUGAUCUCACCCACUUCUCUUUCUAGCAAUUUUAUCAAUACUGGCUUUAAUGCUGGUACUGCUGCCAACACAGAAGUAUUUUCAGCUACCUCUGGCCUCUCUCUCCUAACGGAUCCAUUCUCUGCUGCACCACUCAACCCUGCUGCUGUGCAUCAGUUACAGAUGCAACAGCAGAAAAUGAAUAUUUUCGCUUGUCCCGCAGUACGUUUCGUCUCCAAAAUGCUUGCUAGUUCCUCUAUACUUUUGCUAUUUCACUUCUAUUGGCACAGCCCUAAUACUGAAUAA